Messenger RNA from Lathyrus oleraceus (garden pea), 1758 nucleotides. Its product is annotated as probable WRKY transcription factor 2. Gene Ontology annotation, molecular function: sequence-specific DNA binding; DNA-binding transcription factor activity. The coding region runs from base 423 to 1619 and encodes 398 amino acids. Lineage: Eukaryota; Viridiplantae; Streptophyta; Magnoliopsida; Fabales; Fabaceae. The record is from RefSeq and is a predicted model, not a curated record. Gene Ontology annotation, biological process: regulation of DNA-templated transcription. The transcript is spliced from 4 exons.
UAGGCAUAAUCAUACAAGCAUACAUCAUCUCAUUUCCCACCAAUUUCACAAUAUAUCACAAUACAAAUAUUUUCACUCACAUGCAAAUUCAAAUGAAAUUCAUACUCAUCUUAAAUAUCUUCAAUCCAAAACCAUUUGGAUCCCGGUGCAAUUGUGUUGGAAAGAAGAAGAGGAGAUCAUAACGAAUCCAGAACUGUAAAGAGCUUCGCCGGUGCUUCGUCGGAAAACUCAUACAGCCACCGGUUUCUGGAAAUUUGCAGUGCUCUGAUCGGAUAAAUCAAACUACACUUCCUCAUCAAACCCUUCAUGGUUUUGAAGCUUCGGUUCAAUCUCAAAGAGUUGAUGCGACUGAGAACAAAAGUAGCCUCCAUCUUAAGGCAGAAUUCUCCUACUCGCCACCUCAAAAGUACAAUUCUGCACCAAUGGAAGAUCAAGCAGAAGAAGAGGGAGAACAAAGAGUCAACGGAAACACAAUUGUUGCUGGUGUUGGUGGUACUCCGUCUGAAGAUGGAUAUAAUUGGAAAAACUACGGUCGAACGCGAAUUAAGAGUAGCGAGUUCCCACGAAGAUACUUCAAAUGCACCCAUUCAAAUUGUCCGGCUAAAAAGAAGGUAGUAUAUUCUCACGAGGGCCACAUGACAGAGAUCAUCUAUAUGGUAGCACACAACCACCCGAAACCUCCUCCAAGUCGCUGGUCAGGCAUAGGGUCAGCUAAUCCUCAUGCUGACAUGCAAGUGGACAAUCCCGAACAUGUUGAAGCGACGUCAGCUGCAUCUGCUAUUGCUGAUGAGUACGGCAACCAGUCCAUCAAUCUGCAAACUCAAAAUGGUAUUACUCACUUAGACUCAGGUGAUGCUGUGGAUGGCUCAUCCACUUUUUCUAACGAAGAGCAGGACGGUCAAGGCACUCAUGGUAGUGUAUCAUUAGGUUAUGAUGCAGAAGGAGAUGAAUCCAAGUCUAAAAGAAGGAAACUGGAAUCCUUUGCUGAGAUGAUUGGAUCUACUAGAGCCAUUUGCGAGCCUAGAGUUGUUGUGCAGACUACCAGCAAAGUAGAUAUCCUCGAUGAUGGUUAUCGAUGGCAAAAAUAUGGGGAUAAAGUUGUCAAAGGAAAUCUAUACCCAAGGAGUUACUACAGGUGCACCAAUGCUGGGUGCACUGUAAGGAAGCAUGUGGAGAGAGCAUCGCAUGACCUUAAAUCUGUGAUCACCUCAUACAAUGGAAAGCACAAUCACGAUGUACCCGCUGCUCGUUCUAGCCGUCACGUCAAUGCGAACAACGCAUCUAAUGCAGGUCAAGGGCAAGCUUCUGGUCUUCUUCAAAACCAUGCUCAUAGAACUGAACCAUCUCAAAUUCACAAUGGAAUGGGAAGGCCUUCACUCGGCUCAUUCAACUUUCAUGGCAGACAGCAGCUAGCUCAUCCGCACAGCUUCUCCUUCGGCAUGAAUCAACACCUCUUCAACCUUGCAAUGUCUGGUUUAGGUCCCUCUUCACUGAUGCAUAUGAAUCCAUUCAUGGCGCAACAACAACAUCAACAACAACAGCGUGUCGCAAAUGAAAUGGGCAUCAUGUUACCAAAUGGAGAUCUUAUGAAUCACAUGCCUUUCGGACCUCACAUGUAAAAUUUUCUCAUAUAUAUUCUUAAAAGCAAACUAAUGUUUUUGCAUUAUAUGAUUUACAUAUAUAUGUAAUGAUCAGACAUACAUAGGUGGAUUUCACAUUAGUCUCAUUGCUGAUUUUAUUUCAUUUGAGGAAUCACAU